CGAAAUAUUAGAGUAAAAUAUAUAAUUCAACAACAACAUUCUAGUUCCUGCUGAUUAACGAGGUCAAAACUCGUUGAUCAAUAAACAAGAAUCCAAGAACAAUCUUUUUGUUCAUAUCGAUCGAAGACUUUUUGAUUCACGCAUAAUAUUAACAAUUUGGACAGAAAAAAUGUGGCAAUCAAAUGCAAAGUUAAGUAUAGCUAAAAGGGGUGUUGGCAAUGGCCUGGUUGCAGUUGCCAUAGACAAAGACAGAGGAAGCCAACAUGCAAUCAGAUGGACAAUCGAUAAUCUGCUCACCAGAGGCAAUACUAUAAUACUCAUUCAUGUCUUGAAAAGGGCGCCAUCUUCGCUUGGAAAAAAUUAUUACGCUCACGAUCUGAAUGGAGCUGCACCUGCAAAUAAGCAAAUAAUCGAAAAGAGUGCCGAAGACCUAUUCCUCACCUUCCAUUGCUUUUGCACGCGUAAGGAUAUUCAAUGUUUGGAUAUUGUGCUUGAGGAUACAGAUGUAGCAAGAGCAGUAACAGACUAUGUUACCUACUUUGCAAUUGACAACUUAAUUCUUGGAGCUUCGCGACAUGGUUUUAUCAGACGACUGAAAAUGGUAGAUAUUCCGACUAGUGUAUCCAAAGGAGUUCCGGAUUUCUGCACUGUUUACGUGAUCUCAAAAUCGAAAAUCUCUUCUGUUCGGAAUGCUUCUCGACCAGCACCAUUUGCUUCACCUCUUUAUAAACAAAUACAGCAAAUGCAAGAACAGGCGAAUAGUAAUGGUUUUUCCCCUGAUGCGCAUCCCAGGCGUAUUCCUAGCAUGAGAGCACCUGAUAUUACGUCACGAAAGGCUCCUGGAAUGCUCAGUGACAAUGACUUUAUCAAGUCGCCAUUCGCAAGGGGAAGAGCGUUUACUGGAAGGUCAUGUGCAGAGUUCUCAGAAUUAGUUACUGAUAUAUCAUUCAUAAGCUCUGGCAGGCCAAGCGUUGAUAUCGCGUCUACUAUGAUCUGUGAUAACAUGGAUACAAGUCGAACCUCACGUGUAUCAACCAGCUCAGAAAGCAGUCUGGGGUCAGCACGCUCCGGGGCUAAGGAUAGUGAAUUGAGUUCCUUUUCUGAUUUUUCGUCAUCAUCACUACAAAAUGAUGACGUGGAAUCUGAAAUGAGAAGGCUAAAGCUUGAGUUGCAGAAAACAAUGGAAAUGUACAGCACUGCCUGUAAGGAAGCACUAACGUCAAAACAGAAGGCGGUGGAGCUUAAUCGAUGGCGAAUGGAAGAAGAACGAAGAUUAGAAGAGGCUCGACUUGCAGAGGAAGAAGCAAAAAUGGUUGCUGAAACAGAGAAGGCUAAAUGCAGGGUAGCUUUAGAGAAUGCUGAAGCAGCUCAGAGAAUUGCAGAAUUAGAAUCACAAAAAAGAGUAAAUGCUGAACUGAAAGCCAUUAAAGAAUCAGAAGAGGAGAAUGACAAUGAGCAAAAUACAUUAGCUCAAAAGGAAUUAAUAUACAGGCGAUACACAAUCGAAGAAAUUGAAGAGGCAACAGAGUAUUUUUCUGAGUCUCGCAAGGUUGGAGAAGGCGGCUAUGGCCCUGUUUUCAAGUGUUAUCUCGAUCAUACACCAGUGGCAGUGAAGAUCUUACGUCCUGAUGCUGCUCAAGGAAGGUUACAAUUUCAGCACGAGGUUGAAGUGCUGACUUGUAUGAGACACCCAAAUAUGGUUAUACUCCUUGGAGCCUGCCCAGAAUAUGGCUGUUUAAUUUACGAAUACAUGGCUAAUGGUAGCUUGGAAGACCGUCUCUUCAGGAAAGGGAGCACGCGCCCACUCUCGUGGCAACUUCGGUUCCGAAUAGCUGCAGAGAUCGCCACAGCCCUACUCUUUCUUCACCAGACGAAACCCGAACCACUAGUGCAUCGUGACCUCAAACCAGGAAAUAUUUUGCUUGAUCACAACUUUGUAAGCAAGAUUGGCGACGUUGGAUUGGCUAGGCUUGUCCCUCCUUCUGUAGCUGAUGAUGUAACGCAAUACCGAUUGACCUCAGCAGCCGGAACUUUCUGCUACAUCGAUCCCGAGUAUCAACAGACGGGAAUGCUUGGAGUGAAAUCCGAUGUUUACUCGUUUGGCAUUGUGCUUCUUCAAUUAAUAUCCGGUAAACCAGCAAUGGGCUUGACUCACCACAUUGACCGGUCAAUUGAGAAGGGGACGUUCGAACAGAUGCUCGAUCCUUCCGUGCCAGAUUGGCCAGUUGAAGAGGCCUUAAAAUUUGCAAAGCUAGCACUACAAUGCGCAGAAUUAAGACGAAAAGACAGGCCAGAUCUUGGCAAGGUUGUUUUGCCUGAACUUAAUAGAUUGAGAGAGUUCGGCCAAGAAAAUAUGAACCAUUUCUUGGUAGUUGGCGGUACAGCUUCCUCUCCUAAUCACAGUAACACGUCUUUAACGCAGGAAAUCGUGAGUGACCAUCAAGUACAUUCUGGAUCGAACAGCUCAAAAGGCAAUUCAACUUCAGCAUCUCUGCCAGAAUAGCUAUCAAGUAUUCUUCGUCUCACUCGAUUCAAUGGAAAAACUGAUUGAAUCUGGCAGCAGAAUGACGAAAGAUAUCACGAGAAACAAUCCAAGUGAUCUUAACAGUUUUGUAGUCCAUUCUACUGGGGUUAUUUAUAUCUAGCAAGUUUGUAAUUACGAUAGAACAAGUGAGCUCGGGCCACAGAGGGCUCUGAAGCUCAUCAUUGUACAGUUUUUACUUUUUAGCUGACAAGACAUACAGCAAUCUUGUUGAUGUAGAAUGUCUCUGAUUUGUCUGUAUCAAAGUACCAAACAUAUGCCAAAAUGGUUUUAGCUGACUUACUACAAUUACCUUUAUAUC
This is a messenger RNA of Olea europaea var. sylvestris, 2843 nucleotides long. RefSeq names its product U-box domain-containing protein 35-like. NCBI's taxonomy places the organism in Eukaryota, Viridiplantae, Streptophyta, Magnoliopsida, Lamiales, Oleaceae. The transcript is spliced from 10 exons. Bases 170 to 2503 code for a protein of 777 amino acids. The record is from RefSeq and is a predicted model, not a curated record. Gene Ontology annotation, molecular function: protein kinase activity; ATP binding. Gene Ontology annotation, biological process: protein phosphorylation.